Molecule: messenger RNA, 2609 nt
Organism: Acomys russatus (golden spiny mouse)
Lineage: Eukaryota; Metazoa; Chordata; Mammalia; Rodentia; Muridae
Gene: Ero1a
Product: endoplasmic reticulum oxidoreductase 1 alpha
Exons: 16
Coding region: 39-1454 (471 amino acids)
Biological process (GO): protein folding in endoplasmic reticulum
Cellular component (GO): endoplasmic reticulum; endoplasmic reticulum membrane
Molecular function (GO): thiol oxidase activity; FAD binding; protein-disulfide reductase activity
Source: RefSeq, a predicted model, not a curated record
CCGGGGUGGGGGAGCGGAGGCGCGGGCGGCGGGUGGCGAUGGGCUACGGCUGGGGCUUGCUCUUCGGUCUCCUGGGCGCCGCGUGUCUGCUGCUGCUGCUGCCGCGUUCGGGCCACGGAGAGGAGCGGCAGCCGGAGACGGCGGCGCAGCGCUGCUUCUGCCAGGUUAGUGGCUACCUGGAUGACUGCACCUGUGAUGUCGAGACCAUCGAUAAGUUUAAUAACUACAGACUUUUCCCAAGGCUACAAAAGCUUCUUGAAACUGACUACUUUAGAUAUUAUAAGGUAAACCUGAAGAAGCCGUGUCCUUUCUGGAAUGACAUCAACCAGUGUGGAAGAAGAGACUGUGCUGUCAAGCCCUGUCAUUCUGAUGAAGUUCCUGAUGGAAUUAAGUCUGCGAGCUACAAGUAUUCUGAAGAAGCCAACCUCAUUGAAGAAUGUGAGCAAGCCGAGCGACUUGGGGCAGUGGAUGAGUCUCUGAGUGAGGAAACCCAGAAGGCUGUUCUUCAGUGGACCAAGCAUGACGAUUCUUCAGACAGCUUCUGUGAAGUUGAUGACAUACAGUCCCCCGACGCCGAGUAUGUGGACCUGCUCCUCAACCCUGAGCGCUACACAGGCUACAAGGGGCCGGAUGCUUGGAGGAUAUGGAGCGUCAUCUAUGAAGAAAACUGCUUUAAGCCACAGACAAUUCAAAGGCCUUUAAAUCCUUUGGCUUCUGGGCAAGGAAAAAAUAAAGAAAACACAUUUUACAGCUGGCUAGAAGGCCUCUGUGUAGAAAAGAGAGCAUUCUACAGGCUUAUAUCUGGCCUACAUGCAAGCAUUAAUGUGCAUCUGAGUGCAAGGUAUCUCUUACAAGACACUUGGCUGGAGAAGCAGUGGGGUCACAACGUCACCGAGUUCCAGCAGCGCUUCGACGGCGUUCUGACUGAAGGAGAGGGUCCACGAAGGCUGAAGAACUUGUACUUUCUAUACCUAAUAGAGCUCAGGGCGCUCUCUAAAGUGCUUCCGUUCUUUGAGCGCCCAGAUUUCCAGCUCUUCACCGGAAAUAAAGUUCAGGAUGCAGAAAACAAAUUGUUACUUCUGGAGAUUCUUCAUGAAGUCAAGUCGUUCCCUUUGCACUUUGAUGAGAAUUCCUUUUUUGCUGGGGAUAAAAAUGAAGCACAGAAACUAAAGGAGGACUUCCGGCUACAUUUUAGAAAUAUUUCAAGGAUCAUGGAUUGUGUUGGUUGUUUUAAGUGUCGACUGUGGGGAAAGCUUCAGACUCAGGGUUUGGGCACUGCUCUGAAGAUCUUGUUUUCCGAAAAACUGAUUGCAAAUAUGCCAGAGAGUGGACCAAGUUACGAAUUCCAGCUAACCAGACAAGAAAUAGUAUCAUUGUUUAAUGCAUUUGGAAGGAUUUCUACAAGUGUGAGAGAAUUAGAGAACUUCAGACACUUGCUACAGAGUGUUCACUGAGGAGGACAGGGAAUGAAAUGUGCCUGUUUCUGCGCAGGGGAGGCCUGAAGGCAGGAUUCCCCGAGCAGCAAGAUUGUCAUCACUGUCUUAAGCCAAAUGUUUAUGUAAAGCUGCUUUUGUAAAAAGAGAAAUACAUUGUUUUAAGUAAAUGACAUUUUAAAGAGUUGUGUUCAUGUUUAGUAUCAUUGUGAAUAAAAGUAGUAUUUUGGUAAUGUGCAAAUUUUAAUACUAAGCAAAAGUAAGAUCACCAAAUUCCCAUAUGACAAAGCUAGGUGAAUGAUGUUCGGAGCCUCUCAAAGUAGAAUUGUGUUUAAGAAGAUGGAAUAGGAGUAAAGCUAAGGUAACUAUGGCAAGUGUUUGAUAGUAAAAUACUAACAGGCUCACCAGUAACUCCGCUUAUCAGCCUAGAAACACCAGUGCGUUUUCAUUUUCCUCGUUUGCAAAGAAAAUACAGACUGCCAGGUUAGAUUUGAAGUUUAAAUUAGCAACUAGUUUUCUUUUAAAUGUAAGUAUGUUGAGUACAGUAUUAGGGCCGUAUUUAUAUAAAAGUUGUUUGAGGUCCAGGUUUAACUGAGAGGCCUGCGUUUUCCUGGCAACCUUACAGUACACUGGUGUGAGACAUUCCUUUCAGGGUUACGUAGCUAUUUAGCUGGUGCUGAUUUGGUGUAGGAAGCAGGACAACUCAGAGGCAUAGGAGAUUUCUAAACAUUGUAGAAAGAUGAGUAGAUUAUAUAUUUAUUCUCAUAAUACUUCCUCUAAUAGUAAAAUUUUGGGGAAAUUUUUAUUUUUAUAUAAUUUCAUAUUUACAGAAAAGUUUCAAAAAUAGUACCAAAAAAAUCUCACUCAAUAUUCAUGGAUUGUUGCCCUGUGUUUUAAGCACUUACCCCACCCCAGGUCCCCCGCUACAUCCCUGAGCUGUGUCCUCAGGCUUUGCUUUGUCUCCUGUGUAGACAUAGAUACGCUGUUUUUAUUUAAGUCUGAAAACCAGUCAUGAGCGUCACGCUUCAACUCGGAACACUUCAGUGUGACGCUCAACAAUUUCCAAACAGUUUUUAUUCUUGAUCUCUUUAGGGAAAAACCAAACCUUACACCUCUGAGCUAAACUAAGCCUUAAAAUGAGGUAAUGUCUCGUGUUCCAGUCACCUGAAGUUUUUG